Onychomys torridus (southern grasshopper mouse) is the source of this 792-nucleotide messenger RNA. RefSeq names its product IZUMO family member 3 (gene Izumo3). Bases 1 to 792 code for a protein of 263 amino acids. NCBI's taxonomy places the organism in Eukaryota, Metazoa, Chordata, Mammalia, Rodentia, Cricetidae. The transcript is spliced from 7 exons. The record is from RefSeq and is a predicted model, not a curated record.
AUGGGUGACCUAUGGGUACUUCUGCUUUUACCUCUGUCCCUGGCAGCCUUUCAUGGGGUCAAAGGCUGUUUGGAGUGUGACCCCAAAUUCAUAGAGGAUGUUAGGACCUUGUUGGGAAAUCUGGUACCUGUAGAAGUUCCUGGGAGAACUCAACUGCUUGACAGACAACAUAAGGAGAUAACCUACUUAAGCUCCAAAGUCUCCCACAAGGAUAAGACGCUUCGGUUGUUGGAUGUUCGAAAUGUUGUCAAAUUGAGAGUAUGGCUCAAGGAGGAACUUUAUAAACUGGGCAAUGAAACAUGGAAAGGUGUCUUUAUCACCCAAGGCAAGUUUCUUAGUGUUCGCCAACACCUGGAAUCCCAACUGAAAGAAACGCUAAAGAACUUCGCUGAAGUUGCUUGCUCAGAAGAUUGCAUUGUAACUGAAGGCCCUGUCCUUGACUGUUGGACCUGUCUUCGAAUGACCACCCGAUGUUUCAGAGGAGACUAUUGUAAAGACGAGAAUCCAAGGAAAGCUGAAAACCGAGAGAUUGCGCUGUAUCUGGCAUUGAUUGCAGAAGCUGUAAUAUUGGCAAGUGCUGUGUUACUAUUCCAUUUUUGUAUCUCACAUCGGAGAAAAAUGAAGGUAAUACGAAGGACAUUGAAGACAUAUUUGGAGAAGAAACUUGAAGAAUUAGUGGGAGUUGUAGAUACAGAUGAUGAGCAAAAGGAACUGGAGACCCUGAAAUCAAAUUCACAGUCUCAGACAGGAAAUCCUUCAAGUGUUGAGUCAGAGUUGCAAACUGGGACUUGA